Clupea harengus (Atlantic herring) is the source of this 1782-nucleotide messenger RNA. Its product is annotated as secretagogin-like. Gene Ontology annotation, cellular component: cytosol; nucleus; synapse. Gene Ontology annotation, biological process: regulation of presynaptic cytosolic calcium ion concentration; regulation of long-term synaptic potentiation. The record is from RefSeq and is a predicted model, not a curated record. Gene Ontology annotation, molecular function: calcium ion binding. NCBI's taxonomy places the organism in Eukaryota, Metazoa, Chordata, Actinopteri, Clupeiformes, Clupeidae.
CGCAGUGGUGAGGAAGAUGUUACAUGACGGAUCUUAUAUAUAUAUGAACAUUUUUGCUUUGAUACAGCUUCUUGGAUACAUUCUCCACAUAAAGUCAUCAGUCCACUUUACCCGUAGGCGUUAUUCUAAGUAGCCCACCAUUCCCUCCCAUAGAAAAUGGGGAGGUGGAGUUUAGUACGUUGAAAUAGGACAUAGCAUUAAACCUUUCGUAACAAGAUAGCUCUCUGUGCCAAUAACUUCACAUCUGAGUUUGUUAUUCCACAGUUUUAAUUUGGUACCAUGGACAGCACCGUCGCAAAUCUGGACGCCGCCUCUUUUUUGCAAAUCUGGACGCAUUUUGACUUUCAUGAUAAUGGCUUUAUCGAGGGGAAAGAGCUGGAUGAGUUUUUCCGGUAUAUAAUGAAUAAACUUGGGCUAAGCGAGGACGAGACAGGGGAUAAACUGCCGAGAUUGAAAGAAAACUUAAUGUCUUUGUAUGGCACAAACACGGACGGUCGCUUGCAGAUUCAUGAGAUGGCCAACAUGCUUCUGCCGGAGGAUGAAAACUUCUUACUCCUGUUCCGCAGAGAGACUCCGCUAAACAGCAGUGUGGAAUUCAUGAGGAUUUGGAGGAACUAUGACGCAGAUGGUAGUGGUUACAUUUCAUCCGGAGAGCUAAAGAGUUUCCUACAGGAUCUGUUUCUGCAGCAGAAGAGGCAGAUUUCCUCAGACAAACUCCAGGAAUACACUGACACCAUGAUGCUGUUGUUUGAUAAAGACAGAGAUGGCCGUCUGGAUUUGAAUGAUUUAGCCAGAAUUCUAGCACUUAAGGAGAAUUUCCUUCUGAAGUUUGAGAUGGAGGCUUGCACUCAAGAAGAGAGAAAAAGGGAUUUUGAGAAGAUAUUUGCUCACUAUGAUGUGAGUAAGACAGGAGCUUUAGAAGGACCCGAGGUGGACGGUUUCGUGAAAGACAUGAUGGAGCUUGUGAAGCCGGGCAUCACUGGAGCUGACCUGGACAAGUUCCGGAAGUCUUUAAUGGGCCAUUGUGAUGUCAACGGGGAUGGAAAGAUCCAGAAGAAUGAGCUGGCACUGUGUCUAGGGCUCAAGUUCAAUUUUUAAAGUCUAUGUAGCAGCAAAAGGGAAAGAGAGCAUGUUUUUACACAUCAUCAUUGAAAGUCAUCACAUGCUAGUCGCUAAUGCCAAACUUGCUGAUAAUGUGAUACUAUUGCAUGUACGCUUUUAAAUUACCAGGCAUAGUGGCUUGAAGACGAAGACGUUGGACAUAGCAUGACCUGUUUUAAGGAGUGCUGCUCAUAUCAUAGGCUUGUGUAAAGCUGUGAUUGUCUUUUGGUGAUUGUUAAUCUAUUUUAUGAAUUUUAGAUUAGUUAGCUUCAGCGCACUCAGAAUGUAGCAAUAAGAGCACUGUAAACUUAUCAUCUUGUAUGCUGAGUGUCCUCUGUUAAAAUGUUUUUCUCAUCCUCAUUUAAGUACCAAGGUAUAGCUACAUGUAUGUUAGCACAAUAACAAAUUAUACAUACAUUUAAAAUAUAAACAGAACUAACUCUUCAAUCAAUGAAUGGCAAAGUAAUCAAAUACCAAUUAAUGUAUAACUCAACACUUUCUUUGAACUCAAGUUUUUGAUUUGUAACCUUACUGAUGUUUCAGGCUCUUUUAAGAUCAAUGCAUAUGUUUGAUACACAUGGCCUGGUAAUCAGUCCCCGCUGAGCUACUUGGCAAGAGCUACUGGGGAUAAUGCAUUGAUGUAUUGAUCGCUUCCAGAAUAAAAUAUCAUCUGGGGAUUCA